GAAAUGUCAUUUUAUGUCAAAUCAGCAUCCUUCAAAAUGACCGAGUUGAUAAUUUCUGCAAGAGCUUAUUGUAAAAUAAUUUUACACGCCGCAAAAUACGGUCAUUGUUCUAUUAACGGUGUUUUACUUGCGAAACCUACCAAAGGAAAAGAUGUAGAGUUUGUCGACGCAAUUCCACUUUUUCACGUAGCACUUAACCUCACUCCAAUGGCGGAAAUUGCUUUAACUGAGAUCGAUCAAUAUGCCAAUCAAUUAGGUUUGGUGAUCGCUGGUUAUUACACAGCACAUGAGAAUCUUAAAGAAUGUUCAAUCGAAAAAGCCAAUCAUAAAAUAGCUGAAAAAGUGGCAGAAAAUUUUCCGUCAGCUUGUAUGGUUAUUGUGGAGAAUCAUAAAUUAAAUUUGAAAGGGGAUAAUGCUGCAAUUAAAGUCGCUCAGUAUUCAGAUGGGAAAUAUAGACAAGUUGAUGUGAAUAAAGUUUCUUUAGCCCCGAAAGAUACUCUUGGAUGUUGUUCACAAUUGUUAAAAGAACGUGCAUAUUCGCAUUUAAUUGAUUUUGAUAAUCAUUUAGAUGAUAUUACUGAAGAUUGGAAAAAUGAAUAUUUAAAUGAUAACAUUGAUAGAUUAAUUUAAUUUAUUUAUUUUUUUUUUUAAGUGCAAAUGUAUUUUGUAUUAAUUAUUUUAUAAAGAUAUUUAAUUUUUGGGUAUUAAAAAAUACACAAACAUAG
This is a messenger RNA of Onthophagus taurus, 725 nucleotides long. It is a transcript of the gene EMC8-9, whose product is annotated as ER membrane protein complex subunit 8/9. The record is from RefSeq and is a predicted model, not a curated record. Gene Ontology annotation, cellular component: EMC complex. NCBI's taxonomy places the organism in Eukaryota, Metazoa, Arthropoda, Insecta, Coleoptera, Scarabaeidae.